Suillus bovinus is the source of this 1674-nucleotide messenger RNA. RefSeq names its product solute carrier family 41 member 1. Gene Ontology annotation, cellular component: plasma membrane. The coding region runs from base 100 to 1641 and encodes 513 amino acids. Gene Ontology annotation, biological process: monoatomic cation transport. The record is from RefSeq and is a predicted model, not a curated record. Lineage: Eukaryota; Fungi; Basidiomycota; Agaricomycetes; Boletales; Suillaceae. Gene Ontology annotation, molecular function: monoatomic cation transmembrane transporter activity. The transcript has 7 exons.
CCACGAUCGUCACUUUCAACAAAACCUCAAGCCUUAACCACACAAAUAUUCUUUUGUUCUGUUGUUGAAUUUACUGGGACUUGCUAGAGCUUGGAGACCAUGCAAGAGGACCCCGGAAAUGAAACAGAGUCAUUUCUGCAACACAUCGAUGACAAGGACAGCGACGACGUGGAAUUAGACGUCUUACAGGACAUUCUAGUCACACCUCGGGCAACCUACAGGACGGCUGGAUAUGACCCGCAGGACUUUGACGAUGAUGCAGAGCAUAUUGACGAUGGAAGCGAUGCUCUAUUGGGUUCAGGUGGAAGAACCAGGGGAAACGAACGGAUACCGUCUGGCGCAGGAAGGGUCUGGUCACAAAUCGGUAGCAUUGUUGUCGAAUGUGCACCCACGCUUCUUAUGACUACCAUAAGCCUCCUAUUCACCGGGGAACUCCUUGACCGUGUGUCACGUUGGCGAGCGAUGAGCACCAUCGAUGAGCUGAUAAUGAUCAUUCCUGUCGUCUUAAAUCUCAAAGGCAACCUAGAAAUGAAUCUAUCCGCUAGAAUGGGAACUGCGGCUAAUAUGGGCGGGCUAGACGACAGGAGCGCACAACGAAAGAUUGUGGGUGGUAAUAUGGCACUAUUACAAGUGCAAGCGAUUGUCGUCGCAUUUGUCGCAGCUUGUGUCUCGAUGCUCCUCGGUCUUUUGGUCCCAGAGCUAUCUUCGGGUCCUGUAGACCCUUUUCCACAGAACAGCACCCUAUCGCUCAUUGUUAGGGUGCCUCGGCCGACACCGCCUUCAGGUGGGAAACCGAAGUCUGGUUUGAUCGAAUUCACGAUGGUGGCCGCUUCAGCUAUGAUGUCCACAUGUCUCUCAAGCAUUACCCUCGGUUCCUUCAUGUGUUUUCUGGUUAUCAUGUGUCGAAGGUAUGGGCGUGACCCAGAUAAUAUUGCGCCCCCAAUAGCAUCGUGUCUCGGAGACUUGGUUACACUCAGCAUUUUUGGUAUCAUCUCUUCUAUACUCAUCAACGUUGUCAAUACUCCCAUUCCUCUCAUUUGUGUCAUACUCACCAUUCUCUCUGCCACGUUAUGCGUGUUCCUGGUGAGGCGUAACAGCAGUGUCAAGGAUCUUAUCUAUCAAGGCUGGGUCCCACUCUUUGGUGCAAUGGUAAUUUCUUGCGCGACUGGUAUCGUGCUGGACAUGUUUGCCUCUCGUUAUCAAGGAUUCCCUCUUCUUGCUAUCGCUAUCAGUGGGCUUCCUGGCAGUGUUGGGUCCAUAUUUAUUUCCCGACUAUCGACUGCUCUUCAUGCAACAUCUGCGAACACAUGUCUGCACAAAAGUGGACCUUCUUCAAAGCUUGUCAUGGUCACAUUGACUGUCAUCACAAUUCCCAUAGAGAUUUUGUUCCUCUGUACUCUACGCGCGUUUGGGUGGCUAAAAUUACCGAUCAUAUUUGCUGUAUUCUCAGUUCUAUUUUUUUGUUGUGCAGUCGUCACCUCAUUGGUUAUAGCUCGAUGGUUGACCGAUUUCUUAUGGUCCAAAGGCCUUGACCCUGAUACAUAUGCUCUACCCAUCCACUCUGCCCUGAUGGAUCUGAUAGGGCAAUUACUCCUUGUGUUGUGCUUCGAGAUCGUCUCGCUUUUGGGCAUGAAUUUGUAAAUCCAGAUAUUGUAAAUACUACACAAAAGCUGU